AUGGAUAUGUUUCCAUUGCUUCAGAAUGAAGGUGAUGAAGAUAAAGAACAAGAAAUCACGCAUAUAGUUACAGAACACUUAUCACUAUUAGAGGAGACAAUUGCCAGGUAUUUUCCAUCUCUGAACGUAGAAAAAUAUGACUGGAUAAGAAGUCCUUUUAGCACAGGUAAUACAGCCAAUUUCCAGUUUUCUCUGAACCAAGAAGAAGAAUUUAUUUCGUUGUCAUCUGAUCGUACUCUGAAAAUUAAGUUUUCAGAAGUGAAUGUUCAGGAAUUUUGGAUCUUGGUCCAAGAGGAAUAUCCACUUCUUGCCAAAAAAGCGAUUAGUAUUUUAAUACAGUUUUCAACGUCCUAUUUAUGUGAAUUUGGGUUCUCAUCUUUAACAAACAUUAAAAAUAAGAAACGGGAAAGGCUGCUAAACUUAGAACAAGAAAUGAGAGUAGCUCUUUCCCACAUCAGGCCUGAUAUUGAGCAAAUUUGCAAACGACACCAGGCACAAGUGUCUCACUAA
Diabrotica virgifera virgifera (western corn rootworm) is the source of this 510-nucleotide messenger RNA. Its product is annotated as protein FAM200A-like. The transcript has a single exon. The record is from RefSeq and is a predicted model, not a curated record. Gene Ontology annotation, molecular function: protein dimerization activity. NCBI's taxonomy places the organism in Eukaryota, Metazoa, Arthropoda, Insecta, Coleoptera, Chrysomelidae. The coding region runs from base 1 to 510 and encodes 169 amino acids.